AUGGUAGGCCCCUGCCAAGUAAUUACAUACCUGGGCAUUGAAAUAGACACAGUAAAUUUUGUUGUUCGUCUCCCACAAGAUAAGUUCACUGAAUUGCUAUCUUCACUUCAUAAAUGGUUAGGGAAGAAGAAAUGCACAAAGAGAGAACUGUUAUCUCUCAUAGGGUCUUUGUCUUUUGCGUGUAAGGUUGCGAAAUGUGGUCGAAUGUUCUUACGACGUAUUAUUGAUCUCUCCACUACAGUUCAUUCCUUGCACCAUCAUACUUCUCUUACAACAGAGUCUCGCAAGGAUAUUCAAUGGUGGUGUGAGUUUCUCCCCACUUGGAAUGGCAUCGCUAUUAUCCACACUGAAACGUUAGACUCCUCUUCCAUAAAUCUUUUUACUGAUGCUUCUGGAGCAUGGAAAAACAAGCAAUUAGUGUUUUACACAGAUAAUUUGGCUAUUGUUCAUGUGUGGUCCUCUGGGUCGUGUCGUUGUCCAAACAUCAUGCAUCUUGUACGUUUUUUAUUUUUCUACACAGCAGAACACAAUAUAAACCUCCUGGUACGCCACAUUAAAGGCCAGCACAAUACUUAUGCAGAUCUUUUGUCUCGAUUGCAGGUACAACACUUCAAACGUCUAUGCCCAGAAGCUGAAGCAGAUCCAACACCAAUUCCUUCAUCGAUACUACAACUCUUCAAAGAGAUUUAA
Messenger RNA from Hydractinia symbiolongicarpus, 690 nucleotides. RefSeq lists its product as uncharacterized. The coding region runs from base 1 to 690 and encodes 229 amino acids. The transcript has 2 exons. Lineage: Eukaryota; Metazoa; Cnidaria; Hydrozoa; Anthoathecata; Hydractiniidae. The record is from RefSeq and is a predicted model, not a curated record.